Messenger RNA from Scheffersomyces amazonensis, 1920 nucleotides. RefSeq names its product Crn1p (gene CRN1). The transcript has 2 exons. Gene Ontology annotation, molecular function: actin filament binding. Bases 1 to 1920 code for a protein of 639 amino acids. NCBI's taxonomy places the organism in Eukaryota, Fungi, Ascomycota, Pichiomycetes, Serinales, Debaryomycetaceae. The record is from RefSeq and is a predicted model, not a curated record. Gene Ontology annotation, biological process: actin filament organization.
AUGAGUGGGAAAUUUGUGAGAGCUUCAAAGUAUCGUCAUGUGUUUGGACAACCAGCGAAAAAGGAAUUGAGUUAUGAGAACUUAAAGAUCACUAAAAACGCGUGGGAUUCUAAUAUUAUUCAAGCCAAUGGUAAAUAUUUAUCAGUUAAUUGGGAUGCUUCAGGUGGUGGAGCCUUUGCAGUUAUUCCUGUUAAUGAAGUUGGUAAAGCUCCCGAUACUGUACCAUUAUUUAGAGGUCAUAAAGGUCCUGUAUUAGAUACAGCUUUUAAUCCAUUUAAUAAACAACAAAUUGCUAGUUGUUCAGAUGAUGGAAAGAUUUUAUUAUGGGAUAUUCCUGAAGAUUUUUCAUUUCAUAAAUAUUUAGAUGAAGAUGAUAAUAUUAAAGAUAUUACUGAACCAACUAAAAUUUUAUCUGGUCAUACUAGAAAAGUUGGUCAUAUUGAAUUUCAUCCAGCGGCUGAAAAUGUUUUAGCUUCUUCAUCUUUAGAUUAUUCAGUUAAAAUUUGGAAUCUUGAAACUGGUAAAGCAGAAAUUACUUUACAACAUAAAGAUCUUGUAACUUCAUUUGCUUUUAAUUAUAAUGGUUCAUUAUUAGCUACAACUUCAAGAGAUAAGAAAUUAAGAAUUUGGGAUAUUAGAUCAGGAAAAAUAAUUUCAGAAGGUCCAGGUCAUACUGGUGCAAAACCUUCAAGAGUUGUAUGGUUAGGUAAUACUGAUAGAAUAGCAACAACUGGAUUUGAUAGACUUUCUGAUCGUCAAAUUGGUAUUUGGGAUAUUAAUAAUAUUGAAAAGGGUCCAAUUGAUGGAUUCCUUAUUAUUGAUUCAUCAUCAGGUGUAUUAAUUCCUUAUUUUGAUCCUUCAAAUUCAAUUCUUUAUAUUGCUGGUAAAGGUGAUGGUAAUAUUCGUUAUUAUGAAUAUGAAAAUGAUAUCUUAUAUGAUUUAUCUCAAUAUAGUUCAACUGAUCCUCAAAGAGGUUUUGCUGUUGCUCCAAAAUCUUCUGUAAAUGUUAAAGAAAAUGAACUUAUUAAAUCUUAUAAGACUGUAUUAGAUAAUUUAAUUGAACCAAUUUCUUUUAUUGUUCCAAGAAGAUCAGAACUUUUCCAAGAUGAUAUUUAUCCAGAUUGUCCAUCUGGUGAACCGGCUUUAUCAGCAAGUGAAUGGUUUGGUGGAAAGGAAGUUAAUGGACCUUUAUUAAUGAGUAUGGAAGCUAUUUAUGAAGGAACUGCACCAAUAAUUAGAGAAUCUACUCCAAGUGUUAGUAUCUCUGCAGUAAAGGAAGAAGUUAAAAAGGUUGAAGAGAAGCCAAAGGUUGAGAUUAAAAAAUCUGAAACUCCAAAGCCUGUUUCUAUUGAAUCUUCUCCUGCUCCUCCAAAGAAAGUUGACGAAUUGUUGGCUUCAUCUGAACAGGUUAAUAAGUUAUUAAAUAAGGUUGUUGAUCAAUCUGAUGAUGAAGAUGAUGUUCAACAAGACGAUAAGGAUGAAUGGGAAGAAGUAAAGAAACCUGAAAUUAUUUCAACUAUUCCUUCUAGAGAAACUCCAAAGGUUGAAACUCCAAAGGUUGAAACUCCAAAGAUUGAAACUCCAAAGGUUGUAACUCCAAAGAUUGAAACUCCAAAGGUUGUAACACCUAAAGUUGAAACACCAGUUGUGAAGACUCCUGUUGACACUCCAAAGGUCGAAGAGCCAAAGACUGAAACUUUGGAACCUGCUGUUUCUACCGCCAAAGAAGCUUCUCCAGCUCCUCUGACAUCUCCUGUAAAGACAGCUGGAGCUCCAACUUUGAAAGCUACUGUUGAAAAGUUACACUCAAUUGUAGAAAACUUAGAAUCUCAUAUUCUUAAACUUACUGAAGCUGGUUUAGAGAAAGAUGAGAGAUUGAAAUCAUUAGAAGAUAAGAUUGAACAGUUGCUUAAGAAAUAA